This is a messenger RNA of Sinocyclocheilus anshuiensis, 5410 nucleotides long. RefSeq names its product pleckstrin homology domain-containing family G member 3-like. The record is from RefSeq and is a predicted model, not a curated record. NCBI's taxonomy places the organism in Eukaryota, Metazoa, Chordata, Actinopteri, Cypriniformes, Cyprinidae. The transcript has 17 exons. The coding region runs from base 20 to 4318 and encodes 1432 amino acids. Gene Ontology annotation, molecular function: guanyl-nucleotide exchange factor activity; small GTPase binding. Gene Ontology annotation, biological process: regulation of establishment of cell polarity.
GGAGUGAGGCCUCGGUGCCAUGCCAGAGAAAUCCCAUAGCACGGCCCAUGACGUCCCAAUGGGUGACGAAUCACCUCGGUUGUCCACCGCCUCUGUUGGCAGUAAUGACCGGGCCUCUACUGCUACACUGUCUGAUUGUUCUGACUUCACAGAAGUCCAGAGGCCCGUAAGCGUGGUCUCCAGCAUCUCAUCCGGGUCUGGUUCCUCUCGGGAAGACGUUCUCCUGUCAGGUAUCCCAUCUGCUGGUGUGCCUAUUGAGGACAACGUGGAUCUGGAAUUAACGGCUGCUGAUCCGGAUGAGACUCAGGGCACUAGUCUUACCCAAGCAACCACCCUAUUCCUCCAACAAAAUAGUAGCAACACUGUUAACAACAGCAACAACAGCUCCUCCGUUUCCAACAGUUUCUCUCCAUUUGCUGCCAGCACCAUGGCACCCAACCCUGAACUCACCUACCUGGACCGUGUGGUCAUGGAGAUCAUUGAGACGGAGCGGAUGUAUGUGAGAGAUCUGCGGAGUAUCGUAGAGGAUUACCUUGCUCACAUUAUAGAUACAGGAGAUCUUCCCAUCAAGCCAGAACAGGUGUGUGCUCUGUUUGGAAACAUAGAGGACAUUUAUGAGUUUAACAGUGAGCUCCUUCAAUCACUGGACAUGUGUGACAAUGAUCCUGUGGCCAUUGCCAGAUGCUUUGUGAUCAAGCGUGAAUAUUUUGACAUCUACACACAAUAUUGCACCAACUACCCAAACUCUGUGGCUGCUCUAACAGACUGCAUGAGAAACAAAACUCUUGCCAAGUUCUUCAGGGAGAGGCAAGCUGCUUUAAAGCGAUCCCUGCCUCUGGGAUCUUACCUUCUCAAGCCUGUCCAGAGGAUCCUCAAAUAUCAUCUUUUACUACAGGAGAUUGCCAAGCACUUUGAUCCAGAGGAGGAGGGUUAUGAGGUGGUGGAGGAGGCCAUUUACACUAUGACUGGUGUUGCGUGGUAUAUAAACGACAUGAAGAGAAAACAUGAACAUGCAGUCCGUCUUCAGGAGGUCCAGUCUCUGCUCAUAAACUGGAAGGGACCUGAUCUGACUACAUAUGGAGAAUUGGUUCUAGAGGGCACCUUUCGUGCUAGGACGGUGGAGGAAAAAAAAUUAUGGGCUCAUCAUAUUAAACGGCUCAUUCUAGAGAACCAUCAGGCUGUGAUACCACAAAAGGCAAAGGAAGCAAUCUUGGAGAUGGAUUCUAUUUACAAAAAGUAUAGGUACAGUCCUGAGAAGCUCAAAAAGUCUGUGUCAUGCCAGUCAGAGGAGUUUUCUAACUCUAGACAAGGCCGGAGACAAUCAGAACCAUCUAAAGAGAUCCUAAAGAACACUGAAGUAAUACUAAAGCAUUCUGACAGUGAGGGGGCAUUGGCCGUUGACUUGAUAGCCGAUAGCACUCUUGGCUUAUGCGAGUCUUCAGCUGAGAAGCCUGUUGCACAAGACGAAUACUCUCCUGAAGCCCUGAUUCCCAGUGAUAAUGAGGAACCCAUCCGUGCCUCGCCGUCUCUAAAGGCCAGAUUGAUGCAAGAGAAUGGGGAUGAAGCAGAAGGGGAGGGAAGUGACUCUGACGAUAUUCUAAUGGAGGACAACCAGGUAGCUGACUUUGCCAGUUCAAUGUUGGCUGCCAUUUCCUGCUGGCACUAUAGAGCCAGAGCUUUGCUUUCCAUGGACUUCACAACGGAGGAAAGGGGGUGUGAGGACACUGGGAACAAUUUUAAAGGAGAAAAUGGCCCAUCAGUUGAACAGGUGGAGGCAUAUCUCAAGGAUGAAAAAUAUAUCUCAGAACAGGACAAAUCACAAAACCUGGAAACAACCUCUUGCUGGGGUUCCACUGAGAAAUUGAAGCCAGAUGUGUUUUGUGAUCCAGAGUCCAAAGAGAUGGAAAAACAGGUCCCAGAUAUCCAGGAUCUGGAGUCUGCAAGAGACAAAGAUGAUCAGAAAGGUUCUAAAGAAGAGGCCUCAUCUCAGUUACGGCAGGAAGACACACCUGGUGAUUCUUCAGAGGAAGAGGAGGAUGUAGAAGAGAAACCAGACUCCACUAGCAUCCUACCAUCAUCUGUGCUUGAUAAGGCCAGUGCCAUUGCUGAACACUUUGUGUGUAAUGCGCGGCGUAGUAGCGUCAGCACAGAGGAAAUGCGCUCCCUCGGUUGCGUAUCUCCACAUCUUCCCAGCAGGACCGGGAGCACUGUAAGUCUAGGAGAUGCCCAUGAGCGCCAACAUCGCCUUGCUAGCACCUGCUCUGAGUCACAUGGAGUUCCACUGACCCAGGAAGCCCUUGCAUCAGCAGACUUCAUGAUCGGGUCAUCAGGGGAGAACAGUCUUUUUGACUCGGAUCGAAGCAUCUACAGAAGAAGGGAUUCAGUGCUUUCCAGGCAAGCCCGACUACUCAUUGACAAGAUUAGGAGCUACUAUGAGAAUGCAGAACACCAGGAUGCUACAUUUAGCCUAAAGCGUAGAGAGAGCCUCACUUACAUUCCAAGUGGGCUUGUUAGAAAUUCAGUUAGUCGUUUUAACAGCAUUCCUAAAGAUAAAGACCUUGCCCUAGAGAAGACCACCAGUACAUCUGGACCUGUAACAGCUCAUAACUCACUCACAGAAUCUCUUUUGGUUACAUCGGUUCUGUCAGAGACCAAUGCAAAUCCAGCUACCCUGGAACAACCGGCUAUCGCCGCUUCCACAGAUUUCUCUAGGCAUGACAGAAACGGAGCCCUGUUUGACUCUGAUGUAGAUGGUUCCAUUAAACCUCAGUCGAUAGAUGGGAGUCAUGAGGAAGAGGUUUUCCGUCCCUCCUAUGAGAUGAUCAAAGUCUGGCAAGAUAUGGAAAAAGAGGUCACUAGAUGUCAAGGGGACCUCAAAGCACUGAGGCCCAGAGAAAUUCCUUAUUUUAAAGGGACCAGUCCCAGCCUCUCCAGGAAGGAUCCAAACCAGAGAAGAAAGCAAGAAUCCAAAGGCAGUGAUGGACUGAUUAUGUUUGAAGAUUCAGAUCUGAGCACUAUCAGAGAGGAGUCCUCUACACCAUUAGCUUUUAAGGAGAAGGAAAACCGUGCAGCCAGUGAGAAUGAUGCCAUCAGACCCAGACAAUGGGAGGUUGAAGGGAGACCCCUGAGAGCUCUAGCUCCCCGAGUUAUCCAGUUGAGAGCAGAAACUGAAGAUGAGAAAGACACAGUAGCUCAGUCAGCAGAAGACGCAGAUUCAUCCCAAAACAAAGUUUUCCAUCUUGCAAGGAAAUACAGUCAACGCAUCAAGUGCACACAACCAAUGUUGAGACAGAGGAGUCAGGAGUCAGGAGAUACAUGGUUGGCCAAGAGGAACCUGUUUUCGGUGGUAGAAGAAAAGCCAGAGAAAGAGGCCAAAGUUAAAGCAGACUUGAUGCUCUCCAUGGCUCCAUAUGAUCAGCCUGAUUAUGACGGAGACCAGAAGGCCCAGGUUAUGACUCCCAGCCCAGAGCACACUUCUAAUUCUGUCAGUAACCCAAAGGCUUUGUCCCCACACCUGUCCCAUUCCAGGAGUCCUCUUAGUCCAACACCUGAGAGCUUCAACUGGCCGGACGUCCGUGAACUUUGCUCAAAAUAUGCACACCUCGGUAGCUCGUCUGCUCCGCCACCAGUAGGCCAAAGUCGUUCUGUGGAAGAAAGGAUGUUUGACGGCAGCUCUAAAAGACGUUCUAGCUGCUCUUCUAGCCGCUUAGUCACCUCUAAUGGCUCCACAGACUCUUCAGUUUACAAGUUUUAUCCAGGAAGGGAUACAGGAGAAUUGCUGACUCGGACCCAGCGUGCAGGUUCUCUGGACCAAAAAUUGGGUAGUUUGUACUUGAGUGAUCUGCAGAGUCUUCAGAGUAAAAAUGCCAGCAGUGGCUUCUAUAUCUCCGCUCAAGCUACCCUUCCAAAUGAGAAGAAUAUAAUUGUGGUUGAGAAAGUACCUGAGGUUACACCACCAGUAGAGAUGGACCAGUCAACACAAGAGUGCAAGAAACAGGAAAUAACAACAGAUGUAACAGAUGACAGCUACGUCCUAAUUCGUUCGCCAACAUCUCAUGAGAAGAUCUCAAUCAUGGCUGUCAUUGACCGCUGUCGGGCAUAUCAGGAGUCAGAGGAAUACCGUUUGAGGGAAGAUGGAGGAUCUAAGCCAGAACAGUUACCUAAGAUUGACAGGUGCCAAAAAACUGAGAAAGCUUCAUCCUAUAGUGAACACUUAGACAAUGCUGUUAAAAAUGCACUGGAUUCUGGGAAAAAGGCUGAUUCUAGUCAACACAGUGUUGUCAAGAAUCUCAGAGAAAAAUUCCAAAACAUAAGAUAAAAAUCACUUGUUUUAUGGUACAUCUAUUGUACGUUUCAAAAGUUGUAGAAAAUUGUUGGCUGAAAUGAAAUACUUGCUUCUUUAAUUUCUCUCAUCUUUUAUGUCUUCACCACUGAAGACAAAUGUGUACAGUAUGGUCAGCAUAUAUCAUGCUGUAGCCAAAUAAGUCAUCUGGCAAAUUUAAACCUCAAAACUAAUAUUCUUUACAUUGUCUAUGCUAUUUUAUGGUAUUUUGGACACUGUAUGAUCAUGUGGCCUGCUGAUAUUGAGAAACCUGUGGAUUUUAAUGGUCUAAAUGUCAGGGAGAAAGUGUAAAUAUUGUUGUACAGUUUUUGUUGUACAUUCAUUCUUUCUGUUAUACCAUUUACAUAUUUGAUAUAGUAGAUAUGUAUUUGGUAGUCAUUUUACAUAAAUGACAUUCUUGUUUAUAAAUAUUUACAUUUUGGGUAAGGUAUUUCAAUUAAUGUCAUAUUUGAGCUAAGGAUUUCUUUAGCAAGAGAUAAAGUCUAGUCUAUACUACAAAACAAGCCCUAGCAGAGUAGCAUAAUUUGUCUAGACUCUAAAUGUAACAGACCAUUUGAAAACAUUUGUUUUAUUUUACUUUUAACGUUUAAAGACAUUUUAAAGUUUUUUAGUAAAUGUCACGCAUGGAACAAUUUUUUUUUCCCCUUUGUACUUAAACCUAGUCUUUGAUUAAUGGAUAUAGGCAUAGAUGCCUUUUGUCCGGAGACUAGAUCCAAAUGUUUAAAAAGAUGAAGAUUUUAAUGAUUUUUUUUUAAGCUUACACCAGUGAUGUUACUUAAGCUUAUUUUAAGAUUUGUUGUGAUCUUCACAACAAAUCAGAUUUAACAUCAGGUUUUGGGGAAUGUCACAGUUACAAGACAAAUAUUAACCCUACAUGUUUUAGCAUUUGAAACACUGUUGGUUUAGCAGCCCGUGAUAACAGAUCUCUCAUUGAUCACUGUGUGUGUCUGAUAUUUAUUAAGAUUCUAUAAAUUUCCAUAUCUAUCUGACUUAUUACAAAUGCAUCAAUAAAUACUUGUGAAAGUGAAAAUUCACUCCCUAAUAAAACCAAAGAAAAUUCAACUUGCA